Molecule: messenger RNA, 438 nt
Organism: Oncorhynchus masou masou (cherry salmon)
Lineage: Eukaryota; Metazoa; Chordata; Actinopteri; Salmoniformes; Salmonidae
Product: coiled-coil domain-containing protein 42-like
Exons: 4
Coding region: 1-438 (145 amino acids)
Source: RefSeq, a predicted model, not a curated record
AUGUUGAAACUGGCUCUCAUGAGGAACGCCACAGGAAAGGAAGACAGAUUUCAGGAGGCCCGACAGGUGAUGUCUCGCUACGACACGUUGAUGCUGACCCGGGAAGACCUGGUGCCCACUACCCAGCAGAACCAGGAUAGCACAGAGAAAGCCCGAGCCCAGCUGACCCCCAUCACAGAGCAGAGCAACGACACCCUGCUGCACUACAACACUCUGGCCCAGCUACGGAGCCAGCUGGACAAGUCCCACACUGAGGGCAUCAUCUGGGAAUCAAGAUGGGCCCACAUUCAGAUCACAGCUGCCAUGAAGACACUUCUGUUGUGCACAAUCAAGGUCACUAUCAAUCUUUACCAGAGUGUGUGCAAGAGGGCCAAAGACACUGGGGAUUUACCUGUUGCUCCAGAGGACCCUCCUAAGCAGCUGGAAAAGGAAGAGUAG